Magallana angulata is the source of this 1231-nucleotide messenger RNA. RefSeq names its product protein PRQFV-amide-like. The transcript is spliced from 2 exons. The coding region runs from base 327 to 947 and encodes 206 amino acids. The record is from RefSeq and is a predicted model, not a curated record. NCBI's taxonomy places the organism in Eukaryota, Metazoa, Mollusca, Bivalvia, Ostreida, Ostreidae.
GUUCGCAGAACAAUGUGCUGCCAUGAUGAGGAGGUGGGAUCAACUCGAUCUGGUUGGGCCAACUGAUUGAUUCCAGGAAUCGACUUUUAGAGGCCAGUCCCUCCCACUUCCCACAUUUAAUCAAUGACGAUAACUAUCUUAUAAAGAGUUGGAAUUCUAUAUCAGUUGUGUUAAGUCUGAAGUGCCGCUUACUUUGUAUCUCAAAAUUAUAUUGAAAGGAAAGAGUACUAUGUGAACAAUGUGCUAGGAAGCGAUUUUAGUUUUGGACUGAAAAUCUAAAAUCAAGAAGUUAGAAAAAAUUUAAUAGUUUUGCUGACAAUUACAAAAUGAGAGUUCCCGUAUUUUUGUACAGUUUUGUGGUAUUUCUGGGUGUUUGUUGCGUUGAUGAAGUGAUUUCAACUGACAAAGAUAUAGAGAGCUCCUCGCAGGAAAUAGACCAUCAAAGGGAUUUCGCAACACUUAACAAACGCCGAUACGGAGAUGACGACUUUCAAAAAAGAUUGCGAUAUUUUAUAGGCAAACGUUCUGAUACAGGAGACAAGGAAAAACGCAUGCGAUAUUUACUUGGAAAACGUUUCGCAUUUGAUGGUAACGUUAACAAACGACUACGCUAUUUUCUCGGAAAACGUGAUUUUUCAGAUACUAAAAAAAGAACAAGAUAUUUCAUUGCAAAACGAUCUGAUGAACUUGGCAGUCAUGAUUUAGAACAAAAUAUGAGACACAUUCUUGAAAAACAGGAAUCUGAUAAAGUUAAUCCUGGAUUGGAGAAAAGAAUGCGCUAUUUUCUUGGCAAGAGAAUGAGAUACUUCCUUGGGAAACGGGCAAACAGCGCAACAUCAAAUUCGGACUCGCAAAACGAAUCUUCAAAAAGAACGAGAUAUUUUCUAGGAAAAAGAGACGGAACAAGAUACUUCUUGGGAAAAAGAUUCCGCUAUUUCCUUGGAUGACAGAACAUUGUAAGUUACAUGAAUCAGCAAUUCCAAAUACUCUUGUUGUUUUGAAACAUUUCUGCUCAAAAACAUUUUAAAAUUCAUUUAUAUUAUGAUUUUUUUGAAAAAAACAUUGAUAAAAUGAUUUAUUUGAGAAAUAUUGUUAAUUGUAUUGAAAUUUCAAGAUUCCCUUUGGGUUUUUUCACACUAUAGUGUCCAUCUGUAGACGAACUAUUCAAACUUUGUGUAAUGUACUCUUCUUUAUAACGAUGGAAUCAAUUAAAUAGAAGCUUGCAAAUGAA